UUGGCACCACAGAGGCGCACGGCAGCAGCGGCGCGCCGCCGGGGAGAGCGCGGCGGAGCGGCAAUGUGAAGGUGGAAUGCGACCGCGCGACACUGUCACUGCUUUCUGUUUCUGUACACAUUCCAACACAGGGAGAGGAGUUUUUUUUUUUUUUUUUUUGCUGUAAAUCACUGGAAAUAAACUGGCUUGUUUGUCCGCCUUCUCGCUGCACACCUUCUCAGAAUUUGGCUGGAACGCGCAGAGAUUUGAUGAGGAGCGUCAAUCGCAACCACUGGGAUCAUUUAAAAAAAAAAAUCGCAUCACUUAAGUGUACCGUGAGGAUUGUCUCGUGUUUGAUGGGAUUAUUUUCCGCAGACGUGUUUUGUUUUAGACAGAAGAAAAACAUCUUGACAGCAUGAGUUCCGGCGCAACACCCUAUCACCAAGGCCCGACAAGCAGUGAGCGGAGCUCUGGACCAAUCCAGUGUAAACGUUGCCGGGAAGUGUGUAAAGGAGAGGUGGUGCGAGUACAGGACACCCACUUCCAUGUAAAGUGCUUCACCUGCACUGUGUGUAACUGUGACCUGGCUCGAUCGGGUUUCUUCCAGAAGAAGGACGAGUAUAUCUGUACGACAGAUUAUCAGCGUCUAUAUGGCACACGCUGUGACCGCUGUGAGAACUUCAUCACAGGAGAAGUGGUCUCUGCUCUGGGACGUACUUACCACCCAACGUGCUUCGUCUGCAGCAUCUGCAGUAAACCCUUCCCCAUCGGAGACAGAGUGACGUUUAGUGGAAAGGACUGCGUGUGCCACCAGUGCUCUCUCACUCUGGUCAAAUCAAAUGAGCCAGUCAAGAUCCACGGGCCCAGCCACUGUGCAGGAUGUGGUGCUGAGAUUAAACAGGGUCAGUCACUGCUGGCGCUGGAGAAACAGUGGCAUGUCAGCUGUUUCAGAUGUCGCACCUGCAACAUGGUCCUCACUGGAGAGUACAUCAGCAAGGAUGGAGUGCCAUACUGUGAGGCUGAUUACCACGCCCAGUACGGGGUGAAAUGUGAGACGUGCAGCAGAUACAUCAGUGGAAGGGUUCUGGAGGCAGGAGGGAAACACUACCAUCCAACAUGCGCUCGCUGUGCCCGCUGCAACCAGAUGUUCAAAGAGGGAGAGGAAAUGUACCUGACAGGAUGUGAGGUGUGGCACCCGUUAUGCAAGCAGGCAGCGAGGGCAGAGCGGCGACUCAGGCACAGACGCCUGUCGGAGACGUCCAUCUCUCCUCCGGGCUCCUCCAUCGGCUCGCCCAAUAGGGUUAUAUGUGCCAGAGUGGAGAAUGAGAUCCUAGAUUAUAAGGACCUAGCUGCCCUGCCAAAGGUCAAGACCAUAUACGAGGUCCAACAGCCAGACCUCAUAUGUUCCUCAUACCAGCCCUACCACAGAUACACGUCUGAUGACAGGCUAGACACUUACAGCUAUGGGGAGUCGCUUGGGACCCUUUCUCCCUAUUCUCAGGACUUUGACAGCCUGGACAUGAAGCAGAGGUGCUGCUCCAGUCCAGGUUACAUCGACUCUCCGAUAUAUAGUCGUCAAGGCAUGUCGCCCAUCAUGCCUCACUCUCCACAGCACUACGGCUACACUGGUCAGUUGAUUACUGCAACCAAAUCCGAAUGGGACCAGGAGGACAUCCUCAGAUCAUCCAGACUGUCCACCUACUCUCCUGAGUCACACACUCAGCCUGAGUCCGACUAUUCUCUCUUUCAUCUCUUUCCCCGCUCAGCAUAUUGGGCACCAAGAAGACGGUUCUCAACAGGAGGAGAUGAAGAGAGUUGGAGUCACAGCCUUCAAAGAAUUGGGAGUGGCAUCGGGAGGAUGAUCUUAAAGGAGGAGAUGAAAGCGAGAUCUGGUUCCUAUGACACUGACCCUUGGGGUAGUGUAAGAAAUUCUCGUAGUGGGAGCAAGGAAACGCUGAACACUACAGGCUACGGCACCACAGCAUACAACAGUGUCAACGGAUCUCCUCGAUCUCACUUCACUGCGGAUACAUCCGAUUUUGCUUGUAAAUCAGCCUCGCUGCCCGGAUACAGACGCAACGGCAUUCAGAGGCCUCAGAGUGCUGAUUGUUACCACUACCAAUAUGACACCAGCAGUGACGUCAACUGGGGAAGCAGAGAAUACAAGAUUUACCCCUAUGAAGCUCUUAUUGUCACCACCAGGGGGCGGAACAGGCUGCCAAAAGAUGUAGACCGAGCCAGACUGGAGCGUCACCUGUCACCAGAGGAGUUUGUCCAAGUGUUCAGCAUGACCAUGGAGGACUUUGACCGCCUGGCUCUGUGGAAGAGGAACGAGCUUAAGAAACAGGCCCGGCUCUUUUAAUAAAGACAAACACUGCCACAACAAGAGCAAAGGAGAGAAAAGAAAGACUUCUACUCUACUUUCACUGCCAUGGCUUAGAACCUGUUGGAGAUUGCCUCGUGCUACGAACCAAAAUCUGGACACACCAGCAAGGAUUUCUAGGAUGCAUACGCACAGACGGAGUGGAAAUGCCACAGAUAGAUUUGCACAGAUAACCUGUGGCUUCUAGUGCUUCAGUAUUCUAUCCUCCUUUUAAAUAGCCACUGAGUAGACUAGCACAGCUGGAGUGGUGUGUAAGCAAUAGAGACUUGUUGUUGCCAUGUACAGUAGUGUUGUGCUUAUCUUUGAGAUGGAAGAUGGAUAAAGGUGCAACUUUGCAUCCAUAAGGGCCAUCGCAGCAGU
Messenger RNA from Thalassophryne amazonica, 2722 nucleotides. RefSeq names its product actin binding LIM protein family, member 3 (gene ablim3). The transcript is spliced from 23 exons. Gene Ontology annotation, cellular component: stress fiber; actin cytoskeleton. Gene Ontology annotation, molecular function: actin filament binding. NCBI's taxonomy places the organism in Eukaryota, Metazoa, Chordata, Actinopteri, Batrachoidiformes, Batrachoididae. The record is from RefSeq and is a predicted model, not a curated record. The coding region runs from base 395 to 2341 and encodes 648 amino acids. Gene Ontology annotation, biological process: cilium assembly; lamellipodium assembly; cytoskeleton organization.